CCUCUGCCUCCUUCUACUUCAUAGCCUAACCAGAACCAUGCUGCUCAGAAUCUUUGUUUCUGUCUUCAUAUCUUCACUCCUGGACUCAACAUGCUCAGGACUCACAGAUAGAGACCUGUUGGUGUGCCAGCCGGUGCCCUGGUGUGGGGACCGAAUCUACAACCCCUUGGAGCAGUGCUGUGAUGAUGACACCAUCCUGCCCCUGAACCGUACCCGCCUGUGUGGCCCCAACUGCAUCUACUGGCCCUGCUUUGAGCUCUGCUGUCCAGAGUCCUUUAGUCCCCAGAAGAAGUUUGUUGUGAGGCUGAAAGUUCUGGGUGUGAAGUCCCAGUGCCACUCAGCCCCCAUCUCCAGGGACUGUGGCAGCAGAGAGAUAUUUGCUCAAAGAAGAUAUAGAAGACAACCAUCUUUCACUAAGGCAACUUCCCAGAAGAGACUGAGGUAGCCUUCACCUUUGAGGGACUUAAACUAAUUGCCAGUUAAUUUUUCAAAUACACCUAUAUUGUGAUCUGCUGUUUGCUGAUUUGAUGGAUCUUUGAAUGGCAGAACCACCCUAUGAUUACAUGAGCUAUGGUUUGCCUAAGCAUCCUCCAAAGGCCCAUAUGUUGAUGUGGUUCACAGGUUGGUGC
This is a messenger RNA of Sciurus carolinensis (gray squirrel), 629 nucleotides long. RefSeq names its product insulin growth factor-like family member 3. Gene Ontology annotation, molecular function: signaling receptor binding. Lineage: Eukaryota; Metazoa; Chordata; Mammalia; Rodentia; Sciuridae. The coding region runs from base 38 to 445 and encodes 135 amino acids. The transcript is spliced from 4 exons. The record is from RefSeq and is a predicted model, not a curated record.